Messenger RNA from Danio rerio (zebrafish), 5068 nucleotides. NCBI's taxonomy places the organism in Eukaryota, Metazoa, Chordata, Actinopteri, Cypriniformes, Danionidae. The record is from RefSeq and is a predicted model, not a curated record.
GUUAAACAGAGACUGUUAACUCUCGCGAGAGUUAGUGUAAGUGGGCUUUGGCUCUUCAGGGUUCAGCCUGCGGGUGGCAGACUGAAGCUGUGAAUAUGAGUGAUGAUAAACCGUUCCUCUGCACUGCUCCUGGCUGCGGACAGCGAUUCACAAAUGAAGACCACCUGGCGGUGCAUAAACACAAGCAUGAGAUGACCCUGAGGUUCGGACCGGCGCGCAGCGACAGCGUCAUCAUUGCUGACCAGACGCCGACACCGACCCGCUUCUUGAAGAACUGCGAAGAGGUGGGCCUGUUUAACGAGCUCACCAGCCCAUUUGAGCAUGACUUUAAAAAGGCCACGGAGGAGGACAUUAAAAAGUUGCCGCUGGACUUGUCUCCUCUUGCAACUCCAGUUGUUCGAAACAAAGUAGAGGAGCAAACACCCAUGGAGUCGCACCGAGACAGUCCUCUUCCCCACCCAGAGUCGACUACCACUGAUGACAAGGAGGUUUCUUUGCAGCCGCCCUCUCUGCCUCCGUCCACUAUAGUCCGCCCUCCAUCCCUUCAAGUCCCCAAUGUGCUUCUGGCCAACUCUGAGGCUGGUGUUGUUAUUCAGCAAGCUCUCCCGUCACCAACAUCUAGCUCUGUUAUAACCCACGUCCCGUCCUCUAGUAGACCCAUAGUUCCCGUGUCCGGCACCUUUCCGGUUCUGCUUCAGCUGCCGAACGGUCAGACCAUGCCGGUCGCCAUUCCAGCCACCAUCGCCAGCUCCAGCGUGCACAUACCCACUGCCAUUCCUCUGGUCAGACCAGUCACCGUAGUGCCUAGUGUUCCAGGAAUCCCCGGCCCCGCCUCUCCACAGCCCGUCCAAUCAGAAGCCAAGAUGAAGCUGAAGGCAGCGCUCAGUCAGCAGAUCCCUCAGGUAACCAAUGGCGACGCAAUAGACAUCCAAAGCAGCUCCGCCAGUGAAACUCCUCCUCCAGCCCCGCCUCCAGCUGAAGAGCAACGCCCAAAAUCACUGCAGCAGCCUGCAACAUCUACUACUGAAAUACCCGUGUCUCCCGCUCCUCCAGCCCAGCACACACCCAGUACAGGAGGUCGACGGCGGAGAACCACCAGCGAGGACCCAGAUGAGAAAAGACGGAAGUUUCUGGAAAGGAACAGAGCUGCGGCAUCCCGCUGUAGGCAGAAGAGGAAAGUCUGGGUACAGAGUCUGGAGAAAAAAGCUGAAGACUUGAGCUCUGUGAACGGACAACUACAGAACGAGGUGACUCUUCUGCGUAAUGAGGUGGCUCAGCUCAAGCAGCUCUUACUGGCUCAUAAGGACUGUCCUGUGACGCUCCUGCAGAAGAAGUCCGGAUACCAGCCACUGGAUAAAGAGGACAGCUGUGGAGAGAUGUCUGUUCCCAGCAGCCCCCAGAACGAGGCCAUCCAGCACAGCUCCAUCAGCACAUCCAACGGCGUGAGCUCAUCCACAGCGGCCUCCGUCCUCACAGCAUCCAGCCCUGCAGCCGGAGCCGCCGCUGAGCCCAGCACAGAGGACGAGGAUGAGGACGAGCUCGGCCAGCCUUCAGGAAGCUGAUCUGAGACCUGCUCGCCACUCAAUUCAGAAAAAAAGCACUUCAGCCGUUACGUAGAAACCAGACUGAUGGGGUAAUGUUUUUUGCAAUUGGAAAACCUUCUGGGAUUGUCCUUUUUAAUUUAUUUGCCUUUAUUUUGCACGAGUGAACGUUUGUUUUUAAUGAUUAUUGUUUUUUGGCCAUUCUUACAGCUCCUCUAGAGUAGAACAGUCGAGUUUUAACGUUUUUGAAUCCAUUCAGCCAAUCUCAAAGUCUCACUAUUAGCUUAGCUUAGCAUAGUUCAUUGAAUCGGAUUAGACCGUUAGCAUCGCAUUCAAAAAUAGUUUUUCAUCCAUUUGUGGAGAUUGAAAAAGCAUGAAUGGAAUUGUCUGAGAUUGUCCACUAUAUUUAUUUGUCUUUAUUUUGCACAUGAAUGAAAGUUUUUUUUAUUUUUAUUUUAUAUGAUUGUUUUUUUUUUUACGAACACUCCACUUUAUUCUUGGAAACGUGCUAAUUUUACAGCUCCUCUAGAGGAAAACAGUUGGGUUCUACUGGUUUUGAAUCCAUUCAGCUAAUCUCAAAGUCUCACUAUAAGCUUAGCUUAGCAUAGUUUGUUGAAUCAGAUUAGACCGUUUGCAUCUCGCUCACAAAUAACAAGAUUUUUGAUCGUUGACCUAUUUAUCAUUUAACUAGUCUGCUGAAGUCAGGGUACUUCAGUAAAGUUCCUUGAUUAUUACGCCAGAAAAACAUUAUAGAGGCAGGACAUAUCGAAACAAGCUCAUUUUUUAUGUUUUUAAAAUAAAAUAACAAGUUUGUUUAUUUUUUAUGAUUUUUUUUAAAGGAACACUCCACUUUAUUCUUGGAAACAGGCUAAUUUUACAGCUCCUCUAGAGGAAAACAGUCGAGUUUUACUGGUUUUGAAUUCAUUCAGCCAAUCUCUGGGUCUCACUUUUAGCUUAGCUUAGCAUAGUUUAUUGAAUCAGAUUAAACCGUUAGCAUCUCGCUCACAAAUAACAAGAUUUUUGAUUGUUUUCCUAUUUACCGCUUGACUAGUCUGCUGAAGUCAUGGUAUUCCAGUAAAGUUCCUUGAUUAUUACACCAGAAUAAGAGUAUAGUUCCAGGACAUAUCGAAACAAGCUCAUUUUUCAGCUCCUUUAGCGUAAAACUGUUGAGUUUUACUGUUUUUUUAAUCCAUUCAGCCGAUCUCAGAGUCGCACUAUUAGCUUAGCUUAGCAUAGUUUAUUGAAUCGGAUUAGACCGUUAGCAUCGCACUCAAAAAUAGUUUUUCAUCCAUUUGUGGAGAUUGAAAAAGCAUGAAUGGAAUUGUCUGAGAUUGUCCACUAUAAUUAUUUGUCUUUAUUUUGCACAUGAAUGAAAGUUUUUAUUUUAUAUGAUUGUUUUUUUUUUAACGAACACUCCACUUUAUUCUUGGAAACAGGCUAAUUUUACAGCUCCUCUAGAGGAAAACAGUUGGGUUCUACUGGUUUUGAAUCCAUUUAGCUAAUCUCAAAGUCUCACUAUUAGCUUAGCUUAGCAUAGUUUGUUGAAUCAGAUUAGACCAUUAGCAUCUCUCUUACAAAUAACAAGAAUUUUGAUCGUUGACCUAUUUAUCAUUUAACUAGUCUGCUGAAGUCAGGGUACUUCACUAAAGUUCCUUGAUUAUUACGCCAGAAAAACAGUAUAGAGGCAGGACAUAUCGAAACAAGCUCAUUUUUUAUGUUUUUAAAAUAAAAUAACAAGUUUGUUUAUUUUUUAUGAUUUUUUUUAAAGGAACACUCCACUUUAUUCUUGGAAACAGGCUAAUUUUACAGCUCCUCUAGAGGAAAACAGUCGAGUUUUACUGGUUUUGAAUUCAUUCAGCCAAUCUCUGGGUCUCACUUUUAGCUUAGCUUAGCAUAGUUUAUUGAAUCAGAUUAGACCGUUAGCAUCUCGCUCACAAAUAACAAGAUUUUUUAUCGUUUUCCUAUUUACCGCUUGACUAGUCUGCUGAAGUCAGGGUAUUCCAGUAAAGUUCCUUGAUUAUUACACCAGAAUAAGAGUAUAGUUCCAGGACAUAUCGAAACAAGCUCAUUUUUCAGCUCCUUUAGCGUAAAACUGUUGAGUUUUACUGUUUUUUAAUCCAUUCAGCCGAUCUCAGAGUCGCGCUAUUAGCUUAGCUUAGCAUAGUUCAUUGAAUCGGAUUAGACCGUUAGCAUCGCACUCAAAAAUAGUUUUUCAUCCAUAUGUGGAGAUUGAAAAAGCAUGAAUGGAAUUGUCUGAGAUUGUCCACUAUAUUAAUUUGUCUUUAUUUUGCACAUGAAUGAAAGUUUUUUUUAAUUUUUAUUUUAGGGUACUUUAGUAAAGUUCCUUGAUUAUUACGCCAGAAAAAACAUUAUAGAGGCAGGACAUAUCGAAACAAGCUUAGCAUAGUUUAUUGAAUCGGAUUAGACCGUUAGCAUCUCGUGCAAAAAUAACAAAAGUUUUGUUCAUUUUCCUAAUUAGAGCUUGACUCUUCUAUUGUUACAUGGUACGCUAAGACUGACUGAAAAUUCAGGACUAUUUUUCUGUGCUGUGUAAUAUCAUAGAUCCUUCUAAAGUCAUGGUACUUCAGUAAAGUUCCUUGAUUAAUAUGGCAGAAUGAGAGUAUAGUUCCUGGACAUUUUGAAAUAGGCUCAUUUUACAGCUCCUUUAGUUUAAGUUUUACGAUUUUUGAAUUCAUUCAGCCAAUCUCAAAGUCUCACUAUUAGCUUAGCCUAGCAUAGUGCAUUGAAUCAGAUUAGACCGUUAGCAUCUCGCUCAAAAAUGACUUGAGUUUUGCCAUAUUGACCUAGAAACUAGCAGCUUUUCUUUUUCCAUCAAUCUAAGCACACAAUGUAACUACAGAAGGGUCCAGCUUUAAAUAGGAAAAUUAGCAAAACUCUUUGGUCAUUUUUGAACGAGAUGCUAAUGGUCUAAUCUGAUUUAAUGAUCUAUGGGAAGCUAAGCUAAAAGCGCUCUUGCCAGACCAGGAGAUCGGCUGAAUGGAUUCAAAGAUGGUCAAAUUCAGCUGUUUAACUCUAGACGAGCUCUAAAAUGAGACUAAAUAAGUGACAUGUUCCUUUAAGUGAAGCUGAUUUUAGGAGUAGCUUCUAGCGGCGUGUUGUUGUGGGGUGAAUGUGUUUGACAUGAAUGAUUGUUUUCUCAGCAGUGAUUGUAGGACUUUUUUAAAACGCUUGCUUAUAUUUGUGCCAUUUAUUUAUUUAUUUAUUUACUGGUUUGUAAUUGAAAUGACUAUUUCAAUUUCUGUCUGUCUUAACUACAUCUCUGUUUUAGGUGAAAUUAGUGAUUCCCCAGGAAGCUUUUCAUGCACUUACUUUGAUAAGAAGCGUAAAGCUUUUUAUAAGUGACGUUUUUCCUGAUUAUUUACUUACAAAGUGACUGACUUUGUAUUCGUGGUGUCAUUAGUUCAUUCACUUUGGUCGUCUUUCUGAUUACAGUGUAAUUAAGGAAGCAUUGUAUAUGCCAUUAUGAUGAAAUCAUUGUGAUCUCUUCUGGUACUUUGUCUUAGGAU